AUGGCUAACAAGGUUAUCCAGGUUUUGGCAUUAGCCAUUGGUCUAAUCAUCACCGGUUGUUUAAACUCAGUCUUUACCAAAUAUCAGGAUAAUCAAUAUGUAUCACCGGAUGAGAAGUUUGAACAACCAGUCUUGCAAACUUUACAAAUGUUUGUUGGUGAAGCUGCGGCUUUUAUAUUCUUGGGAAUCAUUAAAUUGAAUGAAAGUAAACAAGAUUAUACAAGAAUAAAUGAUGCAUCAGCAACUCCAGACUUGCCAUUAGCUAAAGCAUAUAUUUUAUCAAUCCCAGCCAUUUGUGAUAUCUUGGGCACAACAUUGAUGAACUUGGGUCUUGUGUAUACUCCAGUUUCAAUUUACCAAAUGACUAGAGGUGCAUUGAUCAUCUUUGUUGCACUAUUCAGUAUUGUUUUCCUCAAGCAUACAAUUUCAAGAAUUGAGUGGACAGCUCUAGCCACUGUGGUCUUAGGUAUCACAAUUGUUGGUUUGAGUGGUAAUUCAAACUCAGCUUUAAAUCCAAGGUUAUUUCUCGGUAUUUCUAUGAUUUUGCUUGCUCAAGUGUUUACAGCUACACAAUUUGUUGUUGAGGAACAUAUAAUUAAGAAUUGGACAAUUGAACCACUAAGGUUAGUCGGCUGGGAAGGUACUUUUGGCGGUGUCAUAACAUUAAUUGGUAUGUCAUUAUUAUAUAUUGCAGUUGGUUACAACACAAAGGGUCCUUUUGAUAUGAAGAACUCUUUUAAUGAAUUAUUCAGUUCUGAUCAAAUUAUAUAUAGCUCUUUUGCAAUCAUGGUAUCUAUUGGUUUAUUCAAUUUCAUUGGUAUCACAUUAACUAGUAAGUUAAGUGCAACAGCUAGAAGUACAAUUGACACUUGCAGAACAUUAUUAGUCUGGCUUGUUUCCAUAUAUCUUGGCUGGGAAAGUUUUGUUUUCUUACAAUUCGUUGGUUUCAUCUUUUUAGUCUUUGGUACAUUGGUCUUCAAUGGUGCUCUAAAGAUUGACUCUUACUUACCAGCUUGGUUCAGUGCUGAUAAGAGUAAACCAUUGAUUAUAGAUUCAGUUGAUGAACAAAUCGAAAGAGUCUGA
Hansenula anomala is the source of this 1083-nucleotide messenger RNA. RefSeq lists its product as uncharacterized. Gene Ontology annotation, molecular function: pyrimidine nucleotide-sugar transmembrane transporter activity. The record is from RefSeq and is a predicted model, not a curated record. NCBI's taxonomy places the organism in Eukaryota, Fungi, Ascomycota, Saccharomycetes, Phaffomycetales, Wickerhamomycetaceae. The transcript is spliced from 2 exons. Gene Ontology annotation, cellular component: intracellular membrane-bounded organelle; Golgi membrane. Bases 1 to 1083 code for a protein of 360 amino acids. Gene Ontology annotation, biological process: pyrimidine nucleotide-sugar transmembrane transport.